AGCAGGUGCUCCCCAUGCCCUGCACCCUGCCCGACACCUGGCAGCCGCCAAUGCAGCCCUCCCAAGACGCCGUGCUGCUCUCGGAGGACCAGGGGCACCCAGCGCCCACCGACGUCUGCCACCACCCCGCCACGGCUCCGCUCACCUGCAGCGCUGCCUCGCUGCAAUCAGGCCGUGAGUUCAGGGGCUGCAGGGCGGGCGGCAGGCUGUCUACUCCACGGGGCUGUGGGAAAGCUGGCAUUGCCCCACUGGGGAUGCUCUUGUUUGGCCAGCAGUGACAACGAGUGCAGACACCCUGGAGGACGUCGCCGAGGACAUGGCUGAGCUCCUGACGUGGAUCAACGAGGGUGAGGCUGGGGGCAGCAGAGCUGGCGGGGGGUGCUCGCACCGAGCGGGCAUGGGAAAGCUGGCAGUGCCCCUCUGGGCAUUUUCUUCCUUCCCCAGAAGUGACAGCCAACCCAGGCAUCCUGCACGACACCACAGACAUGGACGAGCUGCUCACCUGGAUCAACAGCGGUGAGUUUGGGAGCAGCACAGCUGCUGGGGGCUGUCUGCGCUGAGCGCCUGCGGGAAAGCUGGCAUUGCCCCACUGGGCAUUUCUUCCAUUGCCCAGAAGACACACCCAGCACCAGCACUCUGGCCGGCGAUGCCGAAAUUGACCCUUUGCUCGCCUGGAUGGAUGGUGAGUUUGCGGUCUGCACAGAUGACCAGUGGGUGUCUGCACCAAGCAGGGGUGGGAAGGCUGCCAUCAUCGUUCCGGGGCAUGUUCUGCUAUUCCAGAAGCUGCGAGUGCUCUGCGCAGCUGCAGAAGGGAGGGGCUGGCGCAGCGCACCACUGCCACACAACCACCGAGCCCACGUGCCUCCAGCAGCCUCAACUCCUCUUCCAUUGCAGAGCUGCCUCACUCCACCAUGGCCAGCCGGGAGCUCAGCAACAACAAAGAUGCUGAACCUGGGCUCCUCAACAACUCACGUGGGCACCAGGCAGCAUCCCCUCAGCUGCCCGUGCCGAGCCCCCUGGCUGCUCCCGCACCGCCAUCGCCAAACAACGCACACCCGAUGGAAGAGGUGCUGCGAAGGCAGCCCCGGGUGAUUCUCACCCGCCUGGCACUGCCCAGCCCACUGGCUGCCCCUGCACCUCCUGCACCUCGCACUGCACACCCCAUGGCAGAGGUGCUGCGAAGGCAGCCCCAGGUGAUUCUCACCCGCCUGGCACUGCCCAGAGCACUGGCUGCCCCUGCACCUCGCACUGCACACCCCAUGGCAGAGCUGCAGCGGAGGCAGCCCCGGCUGAUUCUCCCCCGCCUCGCACUGCCACCCGGCUGCAUCUCCUGCCGGCUGGCACACCAGCACCCAGGGCACAGCACCGAGCCGGCCAAGCGCCCCGUGCCUCCUCUGCUGCGCGCUGGGCGGCUCGUGGAAGAGGCGCCGCACAAACAGCCCCACGUGCUGCUCAGGCGCCUCGCACUGCCAGCCGCAUGCAUCUCCUGCCGGCUGGCACACCAGCACCACGGGGACAGCACCGCGCCGCCCACCAGCCCAACGCCCGCCUGCACCACCACCAGAGGACAGAGCACCGCGCACAGGCAGCACGCUGCCAGCAUCCCAGGCACACACAGGAAGCUGCCGCGCUGCCACCGUGCGCCACGCCACAAACGCCGGCGCUAGGCCAAGCUGCCGCUGUCAGCACGGCGGCCAGCACCAGGACUCGGCACGGUUAUGGGCACACAGCAACACAGCAACAACCCUUCCAGCAGCACCAGCAGCAGCACAAACAAACACCGAAAAGAAUGCACCGCCAGGGCAAAGCACAGACGCCCACCGAGUCUGGAGCAGGACACAAGCUUAGCAUCCGUGCCUGGGAGGAGGAAAGGGUAGCUACUGGGCAUGCUGCUUCCUCCAGCACAGGUGCAACUGCAGGGCCGCCAGCCCAGAAGCAGCCUGCGGCUGCCAGUCACAGCAAAGCAUCUCUCUGGAGGAAGCCAAAGCACUUGCAGUCAUGCCAAGGAGGAGGGAA
Messenger RNA from Lagopus muta (rock ptarmigan), 2016 nucleotides. Its product is annotated as gametogenetin-like. The record is from RefSeq and is a predicted model, not a curated record. Lineage: Eukaryota; Metazoa; Chordata; Aves; Galliformes; Phasianidae. The transcript has 2 exons. Bases 912 to 1667 code for a protein of 251 amino acids.